Messenger RNA from Anguilla anguilla (European eel), 2497 nucleotides. Its product is annotated as enoyl-[acyl-carrier-protein] reductase, mitochondrial. The coding region runs from base 40 to 1140 and encodes 366 amino acids. Gene Ontology annotation, molecular function: trans-2-enoyl-CoA reductase (NADPH) activity. The record is from RefSeq and is a predicted model, not a curated record. NCBI's taxonomy places the organism in Eukaryota, Metazoa, Chordata, Actinopteri, Anguilliformes, Anguillidae. Gene Ontology annotation, biological process: fatty acid metabolic process. The transcript has 10 exons. Gene Ontology annotation, cellular component: mitochondrion.
CAGAAAUGUGAAAGACAUUCAUCUGUCUGCAGAGCAGUCAUGAGAAAGGCAUUUAACAGUGUGAUCCAGGUUCGAGCGUGCGUCCUGGAGCCCAGAGGAUGGGGACCCUGCUCUGCUUGGACCCGGAGGCUGACACACUCCUGCUCAGCACUGGUGUACAGAUGGCAUGGGGCACACUCUGAUGUGGUCAGAAUGGAGGAACUGCCCUUACCUGCUGUAGGCCAGAACAGUGUCAGACUGAAGAUGCUUGCGGCACCAGUGAACCCAGCUGACAUCAAUAUGGUCCAAGGGACCUAUCCCAUUCUCCCACCGUUCCCUGCUAUUGGGGGAAAUGAAGGAGUUGGUGAGGUGGUUGAAGUUGGCAGUGGAAUCACUUCGUUGAGCCUUGGGGACUGGGUGAUCCCUGUGGAUGCAGGUUUUGGAACGUGGAGGACGGAGGCGGUGUGUGACGCGGAUGACCUCAUCACGGUGCCCAAGGACAUCUCGCUGCUGGGAGCCGCCACCAUCGGUGUAAACCCAUGCACGGCCUACAGGAUGCUGCAGGACUUUGUGCACCUGCGGCCAGGGAACACUGUUAUUCAAAAUGGGGCCAACAGUGCAGUGGGCCAAGCAGUCAUUCAGAUUGCUGCAGCAAUGGGCGUAAAGACCAUCAACAUCAUUAGAGACAGACCCAACAGGUGGGAGUUGGUUGAAGAGCUGAAGUCAAUGGGAGCUGAUUACGUCGUGACAGAAGAGGAUCUGCAGAGCUCAGAGAUGGAGAAGAUAUUCAAAGAUGUCCCGAAACCAAAAUUGGGCCUGAACUGUGUUGGGGGACAAAGUGCUGGACUUCUCCUCUCCCACCUUGACAAUGGGGCCACACUAGUGACAUAUGGAGGAAUGGCAAAGAAACCACUUCCACUUCCAGCUAAAUUCCUCAUAUUUAAAAACAUAAACUUGCGGGGAUUCUGGAUGACCCAAUGGAAAAGAAACAACAGAGAAGACCUAACCCUCCUUCAGUCCAUGGUGGGCGCUCUCUCUGGCCUGGUGAGGUCUGGGCAGCUCUCCCCCUCUCCGUGCGUCCAGGUCCCCUUCAGCCUCUACAGACAGGCCCUGGAGGCCACAGUGAGCUCCCAUCAAAGGAAACACAUACUUCUCAUGUAGAGAGACGUGCACCCGCACGCCGACGCAAACAGAGAAUGCUCAAAAAAGGCCGUGCAUUCGUACAACCAGGGCAUGAAAAGAACUUUUUUCACCCACUGGCUGGUGGUGGGUGUUACUUUCACUGGUAUUUGGCUGGUGGUGGACGUUACUUUCACACCCUGCGUACAACGUAUAUACUUGAUGUGAUUGCACAGGAUGUAAAGUCUUAAAUUUGCACCAGUGAUUGAGUCCACCAAGUACUGCCCUCUAUUGUUCUGUUCCGACUGACCCACAACCACAAAUGAGACAUUUUAGAACAUGCACUCUGGCAAUAAAAGGCAUUGCUCUCUCAAGGCCAGCAUAAGCAUAGGUUUAUUUACAAAAAAAAUGUUUAGUGGUCAUUUCUUAAGAGCUCAGUACACAAAGGGGGCAUCUUUCAACACUCAUGUUCACAGUAUUCAGCACAAAAUGAAGGCAGGACAUGUUCUUGUCUUGAAUUGUCUUUCAGACAAUUCAUGAAAUGAGCUGGACCCAAAUACACUUUUUCCAUUUCAUUUCUCCAGUACCUCAUAGGUAAAUGUAUGUGUUCUAUUGCCCUUUUUUAAACACACAUAUUUCUCAAAAUAUCCCAGCUUAGGAAGGUACUAGGAUUUGCUGGAGAUCCAUGUUUAAAACUAUACCAUUCACAAAAGGUCAAUUUAAGACUGACGCUACAGUAAAUAGUAGCCAUUAUAAGUAAUCACAGGUUUAACUCAGAAAUGACUAGCUUUGAUUGUAUUUUUGCACUGUAACAUGUUCAGUGUUAAAUUGGCUCUUACAGAGUACAUAUGGUCUCUCCUGGACUCAUAUGUACUCUCUACGAGUUGAAUUAACACUGGAAAUUUUACUGUAUUUUCUUCUGAAGUGACACUCCCUCCCCCCCUCCACACGUUCUUGGCAGAUUGAACAUGUGGAUGAAAUGACAAGCCACGUCUGACUACCGGAAUGUUUUUUUUGGUUUCUUUUUUCUUUUUCUUUUUUAAAUGGCAGCUGAAAAUGAAUAUGGAAAAGUGCAUCGCUAUUGAAAAACUGGAGUGCCGCCAAACCCCACUGAACCAAUACACACAUGUAGUGAGAGUGCAUUUACAGGCCAUUUGCAUAACAGCCCAUUAAAUGUUGAAUGUCAUUUGGCAGAGAAUACUAAUGUAUCGAGGGCAGUGGAACUGAGAAAGGUAUCACAAUACAAUAAGCAACGGUGCUAAUUUACUUACUGUAGUGAAGACGCUUUAGGAAAUGUUCUUAUAACCUUUAAGCAGGUUAAAAAGGGAAAAUGGAUUAUUUCUGUAUUAUUUAUAUUUAAAAUGUUGUUAUGGAAUAAACCAACAUAAAAACCACUGAA